ACUCGCGCAGGGCAGCAGUCCGUGGGAAAGGGUGACUAGCGCCAGCAGUAGAAGGAGGCGUCGCCGGAGAAAAAAAAUUGCAAAUGAACAAACUUCAUGAAUUAUGAUAUUUGGAUUUUCAAUUAAACUGAACAAGGCUCUAUUACACACGCAUGACGUGGUAGCUAGAGAAGUAUACGGCGAGGAAGCGCUACGAGUAACACCACCACCGAUCGCACCCUACCUAAAUGGAGGCAACGACGAUAUCGACAACGGGGAUGCCGGCGACCUGCAGCAUGUCACGCGCGUCCGGCUGGUGCAGUUCCAGAAGAACACCGACGAACCGAUGGGUAUAACGUUGAAGAUGACCGAGGACGGGCGAUGCAUCGUGGCCCGGAUCAUGCACGGCGGCAUGAUCCACCGGCAGGCGACGCUGCACGUCGGCGACGAAAUUCGGGAGAUCAACGGCCAACCGGUGCAGCACCAGACCGUUAGUCAAUUACAGCGCAUGCUGCGGGAAGCGCGCGGUUCCGUUACGUUUAAGAUAGUUCCUUCAUAUAGAAGUGCCCCACCACCUGUAGAGCUAUUCAGGAUAAGACCAGCGCCUGUUUUAGUCGAUCAGAUUUUCGUUCGUGCUCAGUUCGAUUACGACCCGUUGGACGACGAGUUGAUUCCGUGCGCACAAGCGGGGAUAGCUUUCCGAGUUGGUGAUAUACUACAGAUUAUAAGCAAAGACGACCAUCACUGGUGGCAAGCCCGACACGAUGCAGCGGGAGGAUCAGCCGGUUUGAUACCUUCGCCUGAGCUUCAGGAGUGGCGCAUUGCCUGCCAGUCGGCAGAUAAGACCCACAAGGAACAAGGAGAAGUAGGGCCCGGUUGCUCGGCACACGCAGAAGGAUGUGACGGAUCUACAGCAGUAAAUUGCUCAAUAUUUAGCCGUAAGAAGAAACAGUGCCGGGACAAAUACCUGGCCAAGCACAAUGCCGUCUUCGACCAGCUGGAUUUAGUGACCUACGAGGAGGUGGUUAAGGUUCCAGUGGGUGAUCCGGCCUUCCAACGGCGCACUCUGGUCCUACUCGGAGCGCAUGGUGUCGGAAGACGUCAUAUCAAAAAUACCCUCAUAGCUAAGUACCCGGACAAAUACGCUUACCCCAUACCACACACAACCAGACCGCCCCGGCCGGACGAGGAGAACGGCCGCAGCUACUACUUCAUAUCACACGACGAGAUGAUGGCGGACAUCCAGGCGAACGAGUACCUCGAGUACGGUACCCACGAGGACGCGAUGUACGGCACCAAGCUGGAAACGAUACGACGCAUCCACGCCGACGGCAAGAUGGCGAUCCUGGACGUCGAACCACAGGCCUUAAAAAUACUGCGCACAGCCGAAUUCACACCGUACGUUGUGUUCAUCGCGGCCCCGCUGCUGCAAAACAUUGCCGACUACGACGGCAGUCUCGAGCGUUUGGCGAAAGAGUCGGACAUGCUGCGCCAGGCCUAUGGGCACUUCUUUGACCUGACCAUCGUCAACAACGACAUCGGCGAAACGAUAGCCACGCUCGAGAACGCAAUCGACAAGGUGCACUCUACGGCCCAGUGGGUCCCGGUCUCCUGGCUGUACUGACAAGAUAGUGAGCUAGAAUGUCCGGCGUGUUUGGAGGAGGAAUGCGACUGCGAUUGUGACUGCGAGCUAGACCUUAAGUAGAGAGCGCCCAGGGAGCAUGCGUGCGUGUGUGUGAACGAAGCAGCCAACACUACCACAUCAAGGAAGCAUCAACAAUAUUACAGCAACAGAAGCAGUAGCAACAGCACCAGCACUACUUAAGCCGAAAUGGGAGUAAGAAAACCGUUACAAAAAAAAUAAUUAAAAAAUCACAAAAAAAAGGUUUGGAUUCAGUAGAUAAGAUAUGGCAACCUUCACACAGAGCAAAACAAAAUACACAGGAAAACUAUAAUCUUGCAGAUACCAGAACGAAAACAAAAAUAUUCAGAAUUGUACUUGAUUAGCGCAGAUACAAACCAAAGUUUAACCUUGGUUCAAUAUAAAAGCGAUACAUCUGUACAGGAAAUGUUAAAUUGGAAGCAAAAGUUACGAAUGUCUAGUUAUUGUUUUAAAAAUGCAAAAAGAAACAACACACAUUAUAUCUAUCAAGUAAUCUGUCAACUCGAAACUAAAACAAAAUGGCUGAUUUUAUAUCAAAAAUACAUUUAAACUCAACAAGGCAGCAUUUAGAGGCAACCCUCUUUUUACUUGAAAAAAAAAACAAGAUUGGAAUAAUUACCAUUUUCCAAAUCUAGGAGAAACACUUCAUUUAAGUUGAAUGUCAUUACCGUUAGUAGGAACUAAUCAAAAAAUGAACACAAACACUCAUCUUGAAAGUAAGAGACAAAACAGAACUCAUCGAAUUUCGCGCACUGGAUUUGCUCCAGUUCAGUCGACUAUUAGCAAGAAUAAAAACAAAGCAAAAUGAAACGGCACAAACAGGAUGCACUUUCCGGGUAAUGCCCAACAUAUUCCACACAAUCCGAAUACCAUUUAAAAACCGAGUGGGGAUAAAUAAGCCGAAGGGAGACCUUACUUAAAACAACCAAAUUAACUAGAAAGAAAGAAAAACGAAGUGAUAGAGAAAAAAAUCGUUAAACAACAAAAUGGGCGAAUGUUAUCGGAAAUUGAACACGGUAAUAAAACAGAAACACAUACACACAAAUGGAGAAAAACUGGAGAUGGAGAUGAUAAAGCGAAAGUGGGAAGAAAAUAUUAGUUAGACUUAAUACUAACCAAAACAAAUGUUAACAUGAUUAUUAAUAAUUAAAGGUAACAGAAUUAUAAUUAAAAAACAAUGCAACACAGAUGGAGAAAGCAAAGCUAAAACAAAGAGAAAACCAGUAAAAAAGUAGACGUGAAAAUGGGAGUUUAAAUUUGAAGAUUAACUUGAAAAAAAAAAUUAAAGAGGAGUGAACCGGAACAGGAAGAAUGCUAAAUACGAGGUUUGAUCUAGGGAAAAUAAAUUAAAAAUGUUACAUUGAUCCAAUAGUUGCGACCGUUCUUCCUAAACGAAAGCAAAGGGGAAGGCAAGUAAAACAAACUAGGAGGAAAAAAAUCAGCGAAAACAAACGAUAACAAACAGAACACCGAUCGAACAGAGAAAGAAAAUAGAGAAAAUCGCAAUUUCAGCUUGCGUGCGAAAGAACGAACCACCAUUACCAGUUGUUAUUUAUUGGAAAAGUUUCAGGGUUGAAUGGUUUAUUGAAUCUGGGCUUCAGGGUGUCGACGAUAACUACUGACGGUGAACAUCAUCCCUAUGUUGGUGAUACAAUAUGUGAUUCUUGCUACAGGUUUUGUAUUUAUUUCAUAUGAUUUAGCAUUAAUUGUAAUUUACAAAAUAUUAGUACUGUUACAUAUAAUCGUUGGAUGGACGCCUAAGGCAGACGAUCGAUCUUUUCAAAACAACUUUGUUAUUCGACGAAAAUAUGAUCACGUGCUAUUCAAUUGCUAUUGUUCCAAUGAAUUCCAAUUUUGACCAUUGGACUAACUGCCAAUAUUAUCUCAUCCUAGGCGGUAUCGCAAAACACAACAGAUUUUUAAUUCGUGUUACAUUUAACUAACUGAAGUUCAAUUCUGAAAUACUUUCGCUAAAAUUUAAAAAUUGACCGAGGGAAUUGAUAUAAAAGGGGAUCGAUAUGUCAAAUUUAUGCAUUACAAAAAAAAAUGGCAGACAGUUGGUGUUUUUAACAUACUUAAGAAGUAACCCCAAUGUCGACGUUGAGGGCAAUUGAUCACAGUCACACAUUUCAAAAGCAAUAUGAUGCAUGUUCGAGGUCAUGUCGAUGUAAGAGUCGUUUGAUCGAACUUCACCAAGUCUGCCGAAUUUUAUUUUUCUUUAGGUAAUAUUAUUUUUUAAUUCGUUUAAAAACAGUUAUUCCGCAUGUGUAUACACCCGAUUCUGUUUUUACACGGAUUUUUUUUACACGGCCGUGUAAAAAAAAUCCCAUACAAAAUUUUUGCAAAGUUGCUCCAUUUUACAUGAUUCGUCGAGAAAUCAUAAAACUUUUUUUACACGGAUUUUCAAAUUUUGAACUGAAAACUUUUUUUACACGGAACGCAUCCCCCGUGUAAAAAAAGAAUUGGGUGUACUUCCUUUGAAAUGAAAAACGUUAUUUGGUAAGCUCUUAACAAUUGUUAUUUAGAUAAAUAAACUGAACUAUUAUUCAUAACAUGCAAAUUCAACACUACACAAUCAAAAGGCUUCUCUGGAAGUUGUGUGAACUCAAAGAGCUUCAUAUUCACAAUGGCACGUGACACGCUAGUCAUCGGUCAUUCAUUGUUAUUGAUAUCUACAUAUUUCGAUGAUGAAAACCUUACAAAUGAUGUAACCUGUCAAGAUAAUCCAAUCUCUAUACCAAACAAACUCAUAACUCAAACUUGAAAAACAAAUCACAAUAAAAUCACACUAAAAACAAAAUCGUCAAGCCCAACCGUUUCGAAUUAUGUAACCAAUAGACAAAAGGCAAAUAGUUUAUAUAUUCUUCAAUUUCACAACCACAAAAUAGGAAACAAGGGAGGCUAGCAUCUGCAGAUUUGAUAACGACUAGAAAACAUAAAACUUACGACAUAAUGAUAUAAAACAGAAAAAACGCUCAAACGGUAUAAAAAAAGAAACCUUUCAACUGAAACUUGUGUACAAUAAACUAAUACACACUGGGGUAUAACAAGAAAAAAUGAAGUGAUCAGUUAGAACAUUGUUUCAAUGAAAAAGAUGCUGAAGUGCUGAAAUUGUCAAACCGAGAAAAAACCAAAAACAUAAGAAAAGCUAAAAACGAAACCUAGUAAACCUGAGAACAAAGAAAAACAAACCUUUUUUGAAAAGAUUAGAAACUCCAAGAAAAUUGAACGCGAAGCGAGAUGGCCAUACCAGCGGAAUCAUCCAAAGCAGUUAGAAAAAUAAGAUCGAAAAAAAAAGUCAGAUGAUGCAAUGGAACCCAGAGAAGAACAGAUAGAGUGUAUUGUAAUAAAAAUUUAUUUUAUUAGUUUUUGUUUUUGGAUGAGAAAAAAUUCUAAUAAAAAUGAAGUUAAUACAAAAAAUUAAAAAAGA
Armigeres subalbatus is the source of this 5072-nucleotide messenger RNA. It is a transcript of the gene CASK, whose product is annotated as peripheral plasma membrane protein CASK. The coding region runs from base 104 to 1603 and encodes 499 amino acids. Gene Ontology annotation, biological process: regulation of neurotransmitter secretion; intracellular protein localization. The record is from RefSeq and is a predicted model, not a curated record. Lineage: Eukaryota; Metazoa; Arthropoda; Insecta; Diptera; Culicidae. Gene Ontology annotation, molecular function: signaling receptor binding. The transcript has 11 exons. Gene Ontology annotation, cellular component: plasma membrane; cell-cell junction.